Messenger RNA from Cuculus canorus (common cuckoo), 5641 nucleotides. It is a transcript of the gene PIGW, whose product is annotated as phosphatidylinositol glycan anchor biosynthesis class W. The record is from RefSeq and is a predicted model, not a curated record. Gene Ontology annotation, biological process: protein localization to plasma membrane; GPI anchor biosynthetic process. The transcript has a single exon. Lineage: Eukaryota; Metazoa; Chordata; Aves; Cuculiformes; Cuculidae. Gene Ontology annotation, molecular function: glucosaminyl-phosphatidylinositol O-acyltransferase activity. Gene Ontology annotation, cellular component: membrane; endoplasmic reticulum. The coding region runs from base 127 to 1635 and encodes 502 amino acids.
ACAGGUGAUUUUUUAAAUCCAUGUGUAUUCUAAUGAACUGGUACCUGAGAUUCACUCGUGGUGAAGUUCUAAGUUUGGCAAAACUGACUCAAGUUCAGCAUUGUGUUUUCAGCAACAGAAAGAAAAAUGUCACACAAACACCUGAAAGAAGCCUUCGUCAGCAACUUAAAUGGAACCAGUUUGCUGGAAAUCUCCCUGGGCUUGUCUUUGGCUCCACUCUGCCUGCUUUGCAGAGGGCUUCUCUUGGUUUUAUAUCACCUGCAUUGCAGGAAACCUCUCAGUUCAAGGAAAUACAGUCUGCUGCUAGACUUCCUUGUGUUAGUCUCUCCCCUUGUGUUCUCCUGCACAGUCUUGUCUCCAGUCCUCUUUGUCGUGCCAGCUACCCUUGCAGCCUUCUGUGCUGGAAUAUUUUCCAAAAUAUACAGCCAAAGAAAACAUGAGACCAAGGUGCCUUUUAGGCAACUUGUAAAAGAUUUCCAGGAGACAUAUUUGGAUCCAGAAUACGUUCCAGCCAUAACUGUGUUUCGCGUUUUUAUCAAUGUGUUGACAUCCAUCAGCAUUUUAGCAGUGGAUUUCCCACAGUAUCCAAGGCGAUACGCCAAAGCCGAGACUUAUGGAACAGGAGUUAUGGACUUCGGGGUUGGAGCUUUUAUUUUCGGUAAUGCUCUUGUUUGUCCUGAGGUUAGACAAAAGUCUUACGUGACACAAUCAAAAUUUUCUAGUCUGGCCAGGCAGUUCUUUUCUGUUUGGCCACUGAUUUUUCUUGGUGUUGGAAGACUGCUGAGUGUUAAAUCUAUAGAGUAUCAUGAACAUACUUCAGAGUAUGGGGUGCACUGGAAUUUUUUCUUUACCUUAGCAUUUGUGAGGCUUGCAGCAUCUCUACUUUUAGCCACGUUUCCGAAAAAUAAAUCGUGGAUUGUUGCUAUAAAUCUCGCUGUACUUUAUCAGCUUAUUCUUAACACUACCUCUCUGAAGAUGUUUAUCUUGCAUGGGAGCAAUGGCGGAGAUUCUAGGGUUGGCUUUUUAAAUGCCAACAGGGAAGGGCUACUUUCUCUCUUUGGAUAUCUGGCCAUAUAUAUGGCGAGUGUCCAAGUGGGGCUGUGUCUGCUGAAGUGCAGAAACUCUGUCAAAGGCUGGAUUGAGGCGGUGUGCUUCUUACUGCUGACAGUUCUCCUGCUCUUCCUGCUCCUUCAUGUGUCGCAGGCGUACGUGGACCCUGUGUCCCGCCGGAUGGCCAAUCUGUCCUACUGCAUAUGGGUGCUUGCUCACUGUCUGACGUUCUUAGCCUGGUUUGUAGUGACUGAUCUCAUGUUGGUGUUCACAAAGCUGCUUGUGAAGGGGGCCCGUGUGCCCUGUUGCUGGAACAUUGUGCAGUCCCCUCAUACCAGUAAAAAGCAGGAAACAGAGGCUGUGCCUGUUGGAGGGGAAGGCAUUUGCCUGAUUAGCGCCAUUAAUAAAAAUCAAUUACUGUUUUUCUUGCUAGCAAAUGUUAUGACUGGUGCUCUAAAUAUGCUGAUAGAUACAAUCCACAGCAACACAGCAUUUACAUUAUGUAUACUACACUUCUAUAUGUUUUUUAACUGUUUAAUUAUGUUUAUGUUACACACCAAAAAUAUAGUAUUAAAGUUUUGGUGAUUCCACUCCUUCUUAAGAGGACUAGUUGAACUUUGUUUGUUGUAGUUGAAUCAGGGCAUUAGAAUGGAAAAAUCAAUAUUUUUCCUGCAUGUAUUGCAAUAAUUUAUGAUGUAGUAUAGCUUUUUAUGAUUUAGUGUUGGUUAUUUCUUUACUGAUUUGUUUUACCAAAUUAAUACAGUCAAUGCUGUUACCUGUUGGAGUUGUUACACCUUUUCCUGAAAACUUAGGUUUUGAGAUUGUUUGCUGAAUCCUCCUGCUGCUCCUAGAAGUACUCACACAGAAGAGUAGCACUGGUGAAAUGUGUUCGUACCUAGUGCUGGCAGGAUUAAAUAACGAUGCAUAGGGUAAAGGCCAGAUGAAUAGUAAGAAAAUGAGUAAUUAGACUUAGCUGUGUCAAGAUUUACCUAGUUAAGGGCCUUGGAUAGAUAACAGAUAAGAAUAAUUCUUUAUAUAAAAUGUAGUGAAUAAGUGGAUACUUAAAAAUGUUUUGGCCCCAGUUCUGCAAAGAUUUAUGCAUAUGCUUGACUUUGAUGGCAAUAAUUGUAUGUGGAAUGUGGAAUGUUAAUCAUAUACUGAAAUCUCAAUUAGCCUCUGAAUCAAAGCUAUAUUUUAUUUUCAUCCUCACUGAUGAAUAUAAAUGAAGACCCUAGAUAAACUGUGGUGCUCUGAAGGAUAAAACUCAACUGCAGAUGAAUUCAUAAAGCAGUUGUUGGAAUUUGUGGUGCAGAUAAUAAGAGCAGUGCAGCCUUUUAUAAGCAAAUACAAAGAUCCAAAACUAAUUCUCUCCCAGCCUGCGCACCAACAUGUUGUGACAGCUUAUCUUCAGGAACGCUGUAAAAUAUGGCCUUCAGCUCUACUUUGAAAGCACUGAAGGCCCACCUACUUGUCUAUAAAGUUAUUUUAAACAGCAGCUCAUUUAGCACUGUAUUUUGACAGCAGAGAUGUGUUCAAGUGGGAACACUGUAUUAAUUUUUAUUAGCAAACAAACAGUGUGCAAAUGGGAAGAAGCACGACACAGUCGGGUAGAACAUCAACAAGAGAUGUUCUUAGUUUCUCUGUAACGGUCUUCCUGCAAGAGCAGAACACCUUCUUCGUUCACUUUCCUAACUGUGGCCGUUCUUCCUGACCCCAUUAAGUUUUGGAGAAGAGAAAUAUAUUUAAAGAUUGGGAGGAAUUCAAUAAUGGGAGAUAUAAAUACUUCAGAAGGAGAAUGCAAAUGGUAGUUGGUGAUAGAUGCCUGAUGUCAGUGGAGUUAUAGCAGUGCACAUAGGCCAUAUUUCAAAUUUCUCCUUGUCUAUCAAAUGUGAUGAAUCAUAAAACCUAUGGAGAUUAAGCCUGUAAAUCAGGUUCCUUAAGGCAGACAUGCUGAGGAAUAUUAAAUUUAUGAGUUUCUCUUAGCCACUGGCCAAUGGAGGGGUGAAGUCUGAGCAUGAUAGGCUGUGCUCAUGCUGUUUUCAUGCUUGUUUACUUUCCAGUUACAGCCAAAUGGUCUUCAGAAUAAAAAAAAAAAACUAGCUUGUAUUAUCCAGGAGACAACUGCAACUAAUUGGAAAUGACAUCUUAUUAACGGUUGUCACGGUUUAUAGCAGAAGUUUCUGGUGAGGGGUGUGUGUAGUUGUUUGAAAACGUUUCCUACAGAAGAAUAGCCCUCAUCGUGAACUGCAUGGCCCUACUCAUUUAUGCAAAAUUACUCCUGGAUAUUAAUUUUUGAAAUAUUUGAAGCACAAGACCUGCAGUGAGUUCUGCUUGUGCACACAAGCCUAUCAAUGUGAUUCAGAAUUAAGGCAUUAACUGGGUGUAACAAAGAGGAGUUGCGUCUGGACAAGCAGCAAACCAUCUAGAUGCCAACUCCCAUUUCGUGAAGCAAAAAUUCUGUGGGAGGUCUGCCGUGUCUGUGCAGAGCCCUGAUAGCUCCGCACAGGCAGCCGGGUACCAAUCCCAGAACCGGAGCAGCAGUUUGCAACAGAGCCUGCAAACCAAGAAGACCGUAGUCCACAAGUAACAAACAGAGUGGGAACAAUCCGCUUCUCUCACCAACGGCACAACCCCACACCAUAAGGCCAUCUCCCACUUUUGAAGCUGUAUGAAGUAAGUUGUUCACCACUGAAUUAAUGAGAGAAAAUUAAUUCUUAUUGCUUAUUGUCAAUAACAAAUGCGGCAAGCUUUGCCCUGAAGCAACCGGCGUAGGUAGUAAUGCCGAAUGUUUAGGCUAUGAAUAGAUGCAGAUAAUUAACGCUGCCUCUGAAAGAACCAAGAAACGCAAGCAUUCUUUGAUCACAGGGUCUGCGUGAGCAAACGGCACUGUGAUGAGGCUGAAAAGAUGCAAGAGAAGCUAACACCACGACGCUGGUGCAGACAUGCUCCACUUGCACCUCAGUAGCUAUGAGUUCAGAUGUUGGUAGGGACAUGAAUUCUACAUUUCAUUUCAGUUUGGGGUGCAUUUAGGCAACUAAGCUUGUACAGAUCAAAGAUACAGUUAAAAACCCAGGAACUUUUAUUUAGCUGUUACAUAAUUAGUAAAAGUUAAAGAUAUUUCAACUACUCGGACUAAAAUGGCUCAACUGUAGGAUGCGACUGACUUCAGUAAUAGUAAAACAGGGGACUGGGAAAAUAUGUUUUGUCUUUGAUGCUGCAAUUCCACUGAAUGACCUUUAUGUAGGGCUGCAGGAUGGAAAAAAAUACAGUGGGAGAGUAGAGCUGAGUCCGUUUAUCCUUCUUGUUUGUUAAACAUCAGUUAGCGUCUUACAAAAUUUCUUUAUUUUUAACGACCAACUUAGGCAUGCCUUCCCUUCCAACCCAGUAGUGUCUCUUUUGAAGUCAAAUGUUACCAUAAAGAUUUCAGGCAGUAUCCUAUUUCAAAGCCCUGAUGUCUUAAAGAACAGGUAUUUCUUCUAGGCAUGCAAACGAAAACAUGAAGAGGCUGUCUUUCCACUGUGUAAUGAGAGGGCUGCAUUUUCUAGCAAUGUAAAAAAGUAUUUUCCAUGGAUAAAAAAAGGACACAAAAUAUUCUGGUGUUUUUCAUACAAAGUUUACCAGUGUGCACGCUGAGGAUGCAGCGUUUGGAGCAUUAGUGUUUAGUUAGUGUGAUCCAACCUCGCUCUUGGAGUGGAGAAGCAGAAAGGAUGGAGGAACCCGCAUUCUGAACGGACCCUGUGAGGACAAGAUGCUCCAGUGGGAGAAACUGUCCCUUGUCACUAAACACCAGCUUUUUUUUCUUUUCAUUUAAGAAGAAGACCAUGGGAAUAUACAAACUGCAAAGUGCGCAGCGAUGUGGCGCUGCACGAUGUUUCUGCUGGAGGUAGAGAUGCUGCAUGAUGAGUGCAAGUAAAUCAACUCCUACACUAAAGAUGUUUUUAAUGCAGAAAGAAGAGAAAAUAUCCUGCUCCCUAGUUGUCUCCCUUGCAUUUUCUUGUGAGGACUUUAGUAUCUAUACACAUAAAUAAUAAGAAUGAGCAGGCCAGCUGUAGUAUUUAAUAGAAGAGAGGAGACUGAGGGGAGACCUUGUUGCUCUCUACAGCUACCUGAAAGGAAGCUGUAGCAAGGUGGGUGCUGGUCUCUUCUCCCAAGCGACAAGCGUUUUGACAAUAGGAAAUGGCUUUAAGUUGCAUCAGAGGUGGUUUAGGUUGGAUAUUAGGAAAAUUUGCUGACGUAGUGGUGAAGCAUUGGGACAGGCUGUCCAGGGAAGUGGUGGAGUUGCCAUCCCUGGAGGUGUUGAAAAAACAUGCAGAUAUGGCACUUCAGGACAUGGUUUAGGAGGCAUGGUGGUGUGCUGACGGUUGGAGUUGAUGAUCUUAGAGAUCUUUUCCAGCCUUAGUGAUUCAAUGGUUGCAGCAGUGCGCUGCAGAAGCCAACAGCCACAGGUUAGAGACUGCACAAUCAGAGCCUGCCUUACUGGGCAGGUAACAGCACAGGGAGGUCUGGGGCUGCACUUUGAUGUUUCGAGCAUUUUUGUUACCUUUUGCUCGCUCUGCGCUUGGCUGCAUUGAGACCAAAACUUGCGUCAGGG